Messenger RNA from Protopolystoma xenopodis, 609 nucleotides. NCBI's taxonomy places the organism in Eukaryota, Metazoa, Platyhelminthes, Monogenea, Polystomatidea, Polystomatidae. The record is from the annotation of a GenBank genome assembly.
AUGAGGUUGGACUUUGGCUUAGUACUACUCUCCUUGGUCGAACAUGUAACGACUUCAGCGUUAUGGUCAGAUCGCAAUCCUCCUGAGCAACACAAUAACACUGGAAAUCAGGCAAAUCUGAGCGUAGCAACUCAGUCAAGUGGGAAAAGACAAGCUCGUUCAUUUAAUUCAGUUCGAUUUUUUGAGCCCUCCAUAGCCUUCCCAACUUGCUUGGUACACGAUGGAACUGAGCCAGGAAUGGCUCUGAUAAACGAAGUCUCAGGCGAGCCGUGUAGCCUUCUAGGCAGCCUGCAAAGAUUACUUCAGCCAAAUGAGGAUGUCUAUCUCCCUCUUACUGGAGUAAACAAAGCAAAUCACAUCUUUACUGGAGCUGUGGUACGCCUUAUAUCUACUGGCAACCCCCUUGCUAACCUCUUUCUCGUGGACCCAACCAACUUUACGGUGGUGACACAGCAGGCUGUUGAUCGAGAAGCAAUUUGUACUAGACCAGGGCUACCACAACAAACUGUCGAUUGCUGUGCCGCUAGUCGUAUGGAAUGCAAUCUUCCAAUGACUUUGUUGGUUCGCUUAGAGUCAAAUGGCCGUGGCAAGCCUAGGAACCGGAAGGAU